AUGAAGGGUCUCAAUAACGUUUCAAUAGACAUGCCCAAUAUCGCAAAUGUUUUGGUUGAGAAGCAGCGUUUCGAUUGCCAAACUCUCCAAAAUGAAUUGGUUUCAAUUAAUGAAAUGACAAAUAACUCUAACACAAAUAAUUCCUUGUUUAAUAUUGUUACUCAACCAGACAAUAUUGAAGAUGUUGCCUCUCUUCUAGAGGUGUACUUUGAGGAAUUCUCUAAUCAAAGUACAACAUUUCAGACAAAUAAUUCACAGGUUUCUCAAAGAUCAACUACUGUAAAUACAUUCAUUGAAAACGAUCCCAUUACAAUAGCAAACAACUUUUCGUUUAAAGGUCCUUCGUUAAACGAACACAAUUCUGAAAAUGAGGGCUUUAACAUUGAUGAACCUUUAGUAGAACAAAUAGAUUCUAAUUCAACGUCUGAACAACAAAAACAGAAAAAUGAAUGGUCUCUUAACAUAGGAGAACCAACAGAGUUGAUCAUCAUAAGGAAGUUCGCUAAAUCUUUUUCAAACGCAUUUGAACGUGAAAUUUCUGAAAUGCAAAGUGUUUCCUCGAGUUCAAAGAAACUCACUAAAUCUCAAUAUCGAGAAAUCGCAGAAAAGUGCAGUCAAUUCUUUGCAGACCCAACUUUAUUCAGUCUUCUUCGACAAUAUUAUUCGAUUGAUGGCGAUAAGAUACAAAACGGAUCAAAUUCAGGUUCUAUUGCAUUACCCCCAUUAUCAUCAUCAAGGAUAGAAGAAACUAACGGAAGUGGGUCUCAUAUCAAAAAUAAAGAUGACGAUGUCAUAUGUCGUUCUCAAUCACCGGCAACUUCAUCAAAGAAAAGAAAGGCGAUUUCUGAUGAAUGCAAUGGACAAGAUGGACAAGAAUCGUCUUUACGUACACAAAGUAAUAAACGGGUUAAACGCCGAAAUAAGAAGGACGCACGGGAUAAUUCUAGCAAUAUUGCAUCAUCUUCAUUUUCUGAAACUUCCAAUAUAAUCGUUCCCACAGUUUCAAUUUCUUCUAUCACUGCAAAGUCUCGUAAAGGAAUCGAUCCAAGCGAAAGACCUGAACUCUCUGCUAUGGAAAAUAGAUUUUGGGAGAUGGCAGCUUUAUUGGAUAGUUCACCUUUGGCUAGUUUAAAUUCAAAAUAUCGAGCUCCAGCACCUUCAAAGAAACGCCACGAUUUGAAUUAUGUUUCUUCAAUAAUAAAUAAGAAAUCCGAUAAUAUUAAAAAUAUCGAUAUUAGUGGCGAUCCUGAAGUUGUUUUAUCCGUAGCAUUUUAUAAUCAGAGCAACCCUGUAAGCAGAACACAGGAAUUUUUGGUUCUCGGAAGUCAACCAUUAACAGCGCUUAGAGAUGCUUUUUAUUGCAUCAGUGACUUUUAUAAACAAGAAGCUUCUGAAUUAUCUGCAUCAAUAAAUGCUUUGAAUUCUUCUGAGGAGAAAAAAUCGGGUAGUUAUUUUUUCAUUGAAGAUGUGUUUUAUAAUGAUUGCAGGGAUAAAGAUGCAUUGGACUAUAGCAAAGAGAUUAUCGAUUGGGUAAAUGAAAAUGAGCGUUAUGCCCACCCAGGACUCGGGUUAUAUCAGAGAAAAAAAAUGGAAGAGGUGAAAUUUAGUGAUCUCUCGAUAAGGUUAAAUAAGCCUUAUAUUUUUGUCCAUAAAGAAGCCGAUGGGUUUGAUGUAGAUGCCUUUCCAAAGUCAACUUUUAAGUGUAAAAUUAUCCGUCACAAGUGUCGCAUGUGUACUGCACGGCCUGCAUCACUUGUAACGGUCAACGAUUUUUUUGCCGGAGAAACUCCAGCCUAUUUCUGCGACCAAUGCUAUAACCAAUAUCAUUAUGACAAUAGUUCAAACUUGAUAUACGAUAAUUUUCAG
Molecule: messenger RNA, 1866 nt
Organism: Funneliformis geosporum
Lineage: Eukaryota; Fungi; Glomeromycota; Glomeromycetes; Glomerales; Glomeraceae
Source: the annotation of a GenBank genome assembly